AUGGGUAUAGCCUCCCUAGGUAACUGGCUAUUCAAUUUCGCGCUUGGGCUCUACACACCUCCCGGUUUCCAGAACAUCAAGUACGGCAUGUUCAUCGUGUUCGGCGUCAUGUGUGUUCUGGCUGCUGUCCAGUUCUGCUUCAUCUAUCCAGAGACCUGUAACAAGUCUCUUGAGGAGAUUGAGGACAUGUUUGCACCCGGAGGACCCAAUGCUUGGCAUACUAGGCCUGGUGAAUCAAGACUGGACAGACUUGUUGAAGGGGCUAGGAACAGGAGAUAG
This is a messenger RNA of Lithohypha guttulata, 279 nucleotides long. RefSeq lists its product as uncharacterized. Gene Ontology annotation, cellular component: membrane. The record is from RefSeq and is a predicted model, not a curated record. The coding region runs from base 1 to 279 and encodes 92 amino acids. The transcript has a single exon. Gene Ontology annotation, biological process: carbohydrate transport; transmembrane transport. Lineage: Eukaryota; Fungi; Ascomycota; Eurotiomycetes; Chaetothyriales; Trichomeriaceae. Gene Ontology annotation, molecular function: carbohydrate:proton symporter activity.